Molecule: messenger RNA, 345 nt
Organism: Ordospora pajunii
Lineage: Eukaryota; Fungi; Microsporidia; Ordosporidae
Product: putative RNA polymerase
Exons: 1
Coding region: 1-345 (114 amino acids)
Biological process (GO): DNA-templated transcription; transcription initiation at RNA polymerase II promoter; transcription-coupled nucleotide-excision repair
Cellular component (GO): RNA polymerase II, core complex
Molecular function (GO): DNA-directed RNA polymerase activity; nucleic acid binding; zinc ion binding
Source: RefSeq, a predicted model, not a curated record
AUGGAAACCGUACCAUCAGACCGGUUCUGCAGAGAAUGCAACAAUCUGCUCUAUCCAAAGGAAGACUCGCAGGAAAACACUCUUCUGAUGGCAUGUAAGAACUGCGAACACAUCCAAGAAACAAAGUCGCACUGCUUGUACUCAAAAAGCUUUCGAACUAAGCACAAAGCAAUGGAGGUGUAUGCAAAGGACUUGCUGCAAGACCCAACACUCCCACAUGUUAUGAUCGACUGCACAAGAUGCGGCUUCAACAAGGGAAUCUACUUCCAAUCAAGAGACAAUGAAGACGACGUUGCGUUAAGUAUUUUUUAUCUAUGCUGCAAAUGCAAUCAUUUAUGGACAUGA